Diaporthe amygdali is the source of this 1050-nucleotide messenger RNA. RefSeq names its product metallo-beta-lactamase superfamily protein. NCBI's taxonomy places the organism in Eukaryota, Fungi, Ascomycota, Sordariomycetes, Diaporthales, Diaporthaceae. Bases 1 to 1050 code for a protein of 349 amino acids. The transcript has a single exon. Gene Ontology annotation, molecular function: transferase activity. The record is from RefSeq and is a predicted model, not a curated record.
AUGAUGGCAUCACACGGUCUACUGGAAGUCGAUUAUAUUGAGAUCAAAGUCAUAGUCGACAAUGAAGUCGACCCCAUCUCACCAUCCAACAACCCCGCUGUACAGUACACCGGGUUCCUCCAAGGAGUUUCGCUGGACCGACUACCCUCGGGAGAUGACAGAGGGGGCGCGGUGGCCGAGUUGAAGAUGGGAAACAUCUGCUGCGGAGCCCAUGGACUGUCACUCAUGAUCACCGCCAAGAAAGGUGACGCAACGCACACAAUGCUGUUUGACACUGGCCCGGAGGAGUCGACAUGGGAACGGAAUGCCACGCGAAUCCGCGCUAACAUCGCCUCGAUCGAGCACAUACACCUGUCUCACUGGCACCGCGACCACUCAGGAGGGAUGCUCGAGGCCAUACGAAUGAUAAACGCGUCCAAGAUACAGAGAGGAGUCAACACCAAGCCUCCCAAGGUCGUUGUCGAUCUGCAUCCGGACAGACCGGACUACAGGGGCAUGAUGACGCCCGACGGCACGAUCGUCAGCCUAGAGGCAGAUCCUGCUUUCGACGAGAUUAAGGACGCUGGUGGGGUUUUACUCAAGAAGAGUGACGUGCAUCCUGUGUUGGAUGGGUUCUUCCUCACCUCCGGCGCCAUUCCUCGCGCGACUCCGUAUGAGCUCGGAAUCAGAGGCGGUAUGCGAUUCAGCGAGAGCACUGGCAAAUGGUCUUCAGAUGAGUCCAUUAGCGACGAGCGACUGGUCAUGUGCAACCUCAAGGGCAAAGGCCUUGUCGUCUUCACAGGCUGCAGCCACGCUGGUGUUAUCAAUGUUUCCAAGCAUGCCAUUGAUCUUGUGCAAGGAGUACCAUUAUACGCCGUGGUUGGAGGUUUCCACCUGGCUGACAACCAGCCUGAGAAGUUGGAGUCUUCUCUUGCAGACCUCAAGAGCCUGGGACCUAAGGUACUCAUGCCCGGGCACUGCACCGGAUACAAGUUCAAAUUUCUGAUUGAGCAGGCCAUUCCUGGUAUCCUGGCUCCCUCAUUUUGUGGUACAACGUAUACCCUAGUAUAA